AUGCGUUGGCCCAAAGGAGCCACGUAUGGAACGAUCAUUAUUGGUGGAAACGGUGCAGGAAGAGAAGCAAAUCAAUUGAGUUGGCCCAUUGGUAUGUCAUUUGAUCGAUAUAAUAAUCUCUAUGUCAGAUCAAUUCGACUGAUUGAAAAUACUAUCCAUGCUCCGACAACGAAAAUUUCAAAAUGUUUAAAUCAUAUUAUACGACCCAUAUUCAAUGACAAAUGUGAUACAACAACCAUUAUUGAUGGUGCUUUUUUAAUUAAAGGACUUAACAAAUCUAUCAGAAAACGUCUUUUUAAACCGUCGACUCUUUUCUGUACAUGUGGUAUUGGUAAUUUAUAUACAAUGUCACCGCAAGAGGAAUCACUUGAUAUUCUUGUUGGAUUUCUUAGUGCAUAUAAAUAUAUGAAAGUAAAAGGAAUUGAUCUUGAUACAAUAGGAGAAUUAGCUUCCAUUGUACGCCAAGAAAAUAUUUUUGUCUAUGGUAAAAGAAUGUAUAAACAAAUUAUUAGUGGUGCUAUGGGUUCAUCAUUUACAUUAACAUUAGCCAAUACUUUUAUGUGGAAAUGGCAAAAAGAAUUCAUUCGUCCCGAUACGAUAAUGGUAUUCUAUCAACACUAG
Molecule: messenger RNA, 621 nt
Organism: Didymodactylos carnosus
Lineage: Eukaryota; Metazoa; Rotifera; Eurotatoria; Philodinida; Philodinidae
Source: the annotation of a GenBank genome assembly